UUGUUUGGGAGUGUACAGUGUACCGGGUUGAUUAUUUUUAUUUUUCCGUAGUGCAAUUAACCGAAAGAUAAAAGCUAUUAUUAGCAGCAUAAUCUUCAUAUUUUACUCAACACUCUAGGUGUUUUCAUCGUUGUGAACAGCAAGGUCAGGAAGUAAGCAAAUAUGAAAAAUAAGAAAGAUAAAGCUAAAAAAUCUGCACCGAAACAAGAAAAUUCCUUGACCCUAAGAUACAUAGUGUUCAUAGUACUAACUGUACUUCCCGUUGCUGCAGCAUACUGUGUGUUCUACUUUUUUGCCACUCCACCGCCUAUGCCGGAGAUGGACCUCAAGACUUGGUGGGGUCCGUACCCCAUUAGUCAGAAACCUGACGUCUCCAUUAGACCUUUCAAAAUUGAGUUCUCUGAUGUGAUAGUGAACGACCUAAAAGAGCGCCUCCUCCACCGGCGUCCCUUUACUCCUCCCCUCGAAGACGCCGGCUUCACCUACGGCUUCAACUCUGACUUCCUGACUCGCGUGCUGGACUUCUGGCAGAACAAGUACGAUUUCAAGCAGCGGGAGCAGUUUCUCAACCAGUACAGGCAGUUUAAGACCAACGUACAGGGCUUGGACAUGCAUUAUGUGCAUGUUAAGCCGAAGGUGGAUGGUGAUUUGAAGUCAGUGGUAGUGCCACUACUUCUCCUACAUGGCUGGCCGGGCUCAAUCCGCGAGUUCUACGAGGUGAUACCAAAACUGACCACGCCGCGAGCUCAGCACGACUUCGUCUUCGAGCUCAUCAUACCCAGCCUGCCUGGCUUCGGCUUCUCACAGGGCGCCUCCAGAGCUGGCUUGGGCCCAGCAGAAAUCGCGGUGGUACUCCACAACCUCAUGCAGCGUAUAGGCCUACCGAAGUACUACAUCCAGGGCGGAGACGCGGGCCAUGCUAUAGGCUCGCACAUGGCAACACUGUUCCCAGAGAACGUACUCGGUUUUCAUACAAACUUUCCCGUACUUACCUUCAACCCGUACGCACAUCUUUUUAACUUUUUAGGUCAAUUCUGGCCUAGCCUCGUGGUCGAGCCAGAGCUUCAAAGCCGGAUGUACCCGUGGGGCGAGAAGACCAAACACCUCAUCGAGGAGUCCGGCUACAUGCACAUCCAGGCGACUAAACCAGAUACUAUUGGCACGGCACUGACUGACUCCCCAGCCGGGCUAGCCGCCUACAUCCUCGAGAAGUUCUCCACAUGGACCGACCCGGCCUUUAGGAAAGCUGGCGAUGGCAACCUGCUCACCAAGUUCUCAUUGACAACCCUGCUUGACAACGUCAUGAUCUACUGGGCUUCAAAUAGCAUUACUACUUCCGUGCGACUAUAUGCUGAGACAUUUGCUAAGAAGCAGCAAAGUCUGAGGCUAGACGAAGUUCCAACGGAAGUACCAACAUGGGGCAUCAAGUUCAAACACGAGCUGGUCUUCCACCCGGACCAGUUCCUGAGGCUGAAGUAUAAGAACUACCUGCAUAGCACCGUGGUAGAAGCUGGUGGACACUUCGCAGCCUUGGAACACCCUGAUAUCAUGGCUGAUGAUGUGUUUGAAGCUGUGGAGGCAUUCCGGCAUUUCCAUGCUAGGAAUAACCCAGAGCAAAAACCGACGACAAUCUACGACUUCACGGUAAAAGACAUCAACGGCGAAAGCGUGAAACUGGACAAAUACAAGGGCUACGUUUUAAUCAUCGUCAACGUGGCAUCCCAAUGCGGAUACACCGACAACCACUAUAAAGAACUCAACGAGCUAUACGACAAGUACGCAGAGAGGGGUCUUCGUAUACUGGCUUUCCCUUGCAACCAGUUCGGUGGCCAAGAACCAGGAAGUCUUAAAGAUAUCCUAACCUUUGCUAAAAACAAAGGAGCUAAAUUCGAUUUGUUCGAAAAAGUAGAGGUGAACGGAGACAACGCUCAUCCGUUAUGGAAAUUUUUGAAGGAGGUUCAAAGUGGGACGCUAACUAACGCUAUAAAAUGGAACUUUUCUAAGUUCAUCGUGGAUAGGAACGGGGUGCCUGUGGAACGGUUUGGGCCGAGCACUAGCCCGUUGGAGCUGGAAACUUAUUUGGCUAAGUAUUGGUGAUGGGUUUUGCCACUUGAACGGUUACGGGUCAUUUAGUGCGUCCGCUAGGUGGCGCGGUUGCACGGAGCGUUAACGAAAAAUAGUUUGAGUGUUGCUAACUGGUAGGUCGGCCCAGAAGGGCGCAGGAUCGGGAAAAGUGGCAUGCUCUCGUUUCGGAGGCCAAGACCUUCUCUGGGUCGCUGAGCCAUAUUAGUUAGUUAGUUGCUAACGGGCGCGGACGCGUGCGACGGAUUUUACCUACAAUAGCGACCGCGUGUGUGCGCCCACUCCGUGCACUGGCGCCUGCUAGUGGCCGCCCUUAAUACGAAUUUCUCGAUCCAAUGUAUGUGUAUAUUAUGUAAGUAUUGUCUCAGCAUGGUAUUCCAUCUGUCCAAUAUCUGGGUCGAAUGUGUAUUUGCGUCUCAAAUUUUGCAUAAUGAGAGAGAUGCAUUACACAUUGGACAGGUGGAAUACCACCCUAACAUGAGAAAAAAUGUGUCAUCUCGGAAACUAUACUGAAACGCACCCAACUUCAGUCAGUAGAAAAUACGUGAAAUUCAAAUUUUCUAUGGGAAGUCAAUUUAUCGCGCAUAUUUUUUUUUAAUUUGCCGCAUUUUCUACUGACAAGGUGAUGAGGACGCUGUGCCUGAGCAUAAUAUUAUAAGUAGCCUUACCCGCGUUUUCACUUAGUGGUCUACAAAUGUUUCGUCUUCCCAUUCACUAUUGGAGCAAGUGUUUCCAUUUACUGAACGAUUGCUCGCUCAAAACUGUUCAGUACCCCUAGUGUAAAUGUCAUUCGAUAAGUGACAUGACGUACGUUUGCGUUAAGUGUCAUUUUAUAUGGGGUUUAGAGUUUCCAAAACGUCCCGCUUGGCGCGCUGUUCAAAAUUCCAUACAAAAAUAGACAAAACGCGAACGCAAGUCACGCUAUCGAA
Molecule: messenger RNA, 3011 nt
Organism: Cydia splendana
Lineage: Eukaryota; Metazoa; Arthropoda; Insecta; Lepidoptera; Tortricidae
Gene: Jheh-lp3
Product: juvenile hormone epoxide hydrolase-like
Exons: 10
Coding region: 163-2097 (644 amino acids)
Biological process (GO): response to oxidative stress; epoxide metabolic process
Molecular function (GO): glutathione peroxidase activity; epoxide hydrolase activity
Source: RefSeq, a predicted model, not a curated record